CUCAGUCAAAACAUGGGGGCCUACAAACUACUAGUGAAAGGCGCAAAGCAAGUCGUUACAGUACGCAAUGAUGAAAACGUACGGGUUCUCCGGGGGAAAGAGAUGCAACAUGUAGACAUCAUCGAUGCAAAGGGCGAGGACGGCGUUAGCAUCCUCGUGGACAGUAAUGGUAGGAUAGAAUUCGUCGGUCUGGACUCGGAACGAGUGUCUAAGUAUCCCAGGAGUGAGGACGAGGCGGAGCAAGUUAUAGAGGCCAAGGGGAAAUGCAUUGUUCCUGGUCUAGUGGAUGCUCACACCCAUCCAGUAUGGGUCGGGGAUCGAGUCCAUGAAUUUGCAAUGAAGUUAGCAGGUGCUUCUUAUAUGGAGGUACAUGAAGCAGGAGGGGGUAUUCAUUUUACAGUGGAACAUACAAGGAAAGCUUCUCAAGACGAGCUGUACGUCAGCUUCAGCAAACGUUUGUAUGACAUGAUGUCAGCAGGAACUACCUGUGUGGAGUGUAAAAGUGGAUACGGUCUUGACACAGAGACGGAGAUAAAGAUGCUGAAGGUGAUUGAAACAGCAAAACGAGAGCACCCACUGACGAUAUCCUCAACAUUCUGUGGAGCUCAUGCCAUUCCGAAGGGAUCUACGGCUGAAAAAGCUACAGAGGACGUAAUAAAUAACCAACUACCCGCAAUCAAACGUCUUAUGAAAGAAGGCCAGCUCCAUGUCGAUAAUAUUGACGUCUUUUGCGAAAAGGGUGUGUUCGAUUUAGAACAAUCCCGUGCUAUACUAGAGGCGGGAAAAGCUGCCGGAUUACAAAUUAAUUUUCACGGGGAUGAAUUACAUCCUCUUAAUGGCGCAAAGAUGGGUGCAGAAUUAGGGGCCCUUGCAAUUAGUCACCUAGAGGAGAUUUCUGAGGAGGGUAUCGCUGCCAUGGCUAGUUCCGGGUCAGUGGGCGUGGUGCUUCCUACCACCGCCUACAUCCUGAGGCUGAGGCCCCCACCGGUCAGGAGGAUGCUUGAGGCGGGGGUGGCGGUCGCGCUGGGCUCAGAUUUUAACCCUAAUGCUUACUGCAUGGCAAUGCCCACGGUGAUGCAUUUAGCGUGCGUGUUGCUGAGGAUGACGAUGCCAGAGUCGCUGAUAGCCGCCACCCUUAAUGCUGCGUCCGCCCUCGGCUUAUCGAAAGAUUAUGGAUCCUUGUCACGUGGAAAAUACGCUGAUUUGGUUAUCAUUGAUGCUCCAAGAUGGGAACAUCUGAUUUACCAGUUUGGAUGUCAUGACAAAAUUAUCGAUUACGUCAUCAAGAACGGUCACAUUGCUCAUACAAAAUAUGAAUGUUGUGGUUAAAUACGAAAUCUUGAAAAAGAAAUACAUGAUUUUUAUUUUACAUGUAUUUGAAACUUCAAUCAACGUUUUAUUUAAGUAUCAUAAUAAACGUUAAAUUUCAAAGAAGCAGGUGUUUUGAAAAUAAAGCUGGUAAAUUUUUUUAAAACAUAUUCAU
Magallana angulata is the source of this 1483-nucleotide messenger RNA. RefSeq names its product probable imidazolonepropionase. Gene Ontology annotation, cellular component: cytoplasm. Gene Ontology annotation, molecular function: imidazolonepropionase activity. The transcript has 7 exons. Bases 13 to 1329 code for a protein of 438 amino acids. The record is from RefSeq and is a predicted model, not a curated record. Lineage: Eukaryota; Metazoa; Mollusca; Bivalvia; Ostreida; Ostreidae.